Molecule: messenger RNA, 842 nt
Organism: Aspergillus pseudonomiae
Lineage: Eukaryota; Fungi; Ascomycota; Eurotiomycetes; Eurotiales; Aspergillaceae
Exons: 1
Coding region: 83-541 (152 amino acids)
Source: RefSeq, a predicted model, not a curated record
AUGGUGCCAAGUAAAUGGCCAGACUCUCCAUGAGCCCAACGGCAAAUGCAAGGGUAAAGAAUGUCACAAUGAAUCUCGGUUAAUGAGGAGAAAAGGGUCAUUAUAUCCACCGAUAUCCCAAACAAGACCAAAUAAUGAAAGGUUUGCUAUUUUCUUUUUUUUUUUUUUUCCUUUGAGAUUUUGGAACCCCCCUCUUUCAUCGAUUCUGGAACCAGAUGGUGGUCUUGUCAGGUUUCCGUCCACCUUCCAUGUCGUCUCCAUCAAUCUGCCGCAUGGGUGGAGUCUGGCAAUUUAUGUGAUAAUAUUAUUAUGGGGACGACUUCUUGUAUUCUUUCUCUGGGUAAGAGAAGUAUGUGGAAUACGUAGUCACCCGUCUUUCUAUCUUUGUUCCUCAGCUCGCGCGUCUUGGAGUGGCUCCUGUGACCCUGGGUUCCACAUGAUGGGCUUGAGUUCGUGUUUUGUUUCUCAGUGCCAGUGUCUGUCAUUGCAACGUUUAUAUCACAACGGCCUUAAUACACCUGAGUUAGAACUGGUAGGGUAGAAGGAUGGACAGCGAUACCCUUGUAUACGUUGCUUCCUUCCAUUGUAGAUCUAUAGGGCCUUGGGGCUUAUCCCCAUCCUCCAAUGCCGUCCUUGCUCCUUCCAUCCCCAUUGGCCUGUCGUCUACUGGGCGUUAUUCCCUAUGCUUACUUUAUGUUAACAAUUCUACCCAUCAGCAUCGGUACUCCAUCUCGACAUCAACUGAACACGUUUAUGUCCCCACAGUUCGGAGCACGAGCGAGAAACCAUCGCAGAUCGCAACGUAGAGAAUAGACGCAGCCACGCUGAGCCACCAUUCUCGC